CCUAUGCCUAAAAAUUAUUAAUAGCAUUGUAUAACCUAAGAUUACUGGGCUAUAUUUUUCUUCAUCUGUAAGAUACGUUGCCUACCCGUUGUAAUGGCCAUCUAUUGAUUAGUAGGGUAACAAAAGUGUGUUUGGUUUCAAUGAAAAGGACACUUUAACGUGAAAGAAUGAAUAAAACCUAAUUAAGAAACAAAUGGGAAGAUGGCAGAACUACUUUUUCUGUUUGUCAAUCCCAUACGUAUCAAAUGUCACUUCCCCUACUUUCAUUUUUCAAAAUCAUAUGUGAGUAUCAGUGACGUAGUUUUCCGGAAUCUUAGUUAGUAAUGAUAUCAACUUUUUCAGAUUUGUUAGAGAAUACAUCGGUCUCAGAUGUAAUUCAGCUUUACUGGAGCAACAUCUUGCUGUAUUUAACCGAUUUUUUCGCUUUUCUCAACAAUCUCCAGUCUAAAACCAUCUUGAACAUUUCUGAAAAGUUGCCCCAGUGGCUGUACUUCGACGAGUUUCAGACAAGCCUUCUGCAAAUAUUUUUGGGAAUUUUGUUUCUCAAUUUAGUCUGCAUUGUGAUAAUCUGGAAAAUAUAUGGUGAACGAAUUUGUGAGAGGUUUAUGAAAUUAUCGACUCUCAGAGAAAUAGAAGAACUAAAAGCAAGUGUAGCCAAGCUCAAACUGCCCAAAGAGCACACUCCAAGAAUAUAAAAUGGCAGACAAGAUCAAGAAAUUUUUCGCCAAGAAAAAAGCAGAUGCCAGAUUCAAAAAGGCUGGCCCUGGUCACAAACUGAAUGCAUCAUCAUCCACACUGGUUGUGGGUCCCAGUAAAAAGAAACCUGAGUAUGUCCCAUCAAAAGUUGAACCAAGCGAAGCUGCUAGGCAGGCAGCAGAAGCUGCAAUGCUUCGAGUGCAGAGCCAAAGACGGAAUCCAGGUUUUAAUACCUCCCUAGCUGCAAUUCAGGCUCAAGUACGGAGAGAAUUAGAAGCUGAGAAGCAAAAAGGAGAGACUGGUGCAGAAAGUAGUGCAGCAUCGGGUUCAAAAGGACCUGUAGAGACUGAAUUGGAGAUAUCAUCGCAUUUGGCUGUGAGAGGAGUUUAUUUCAAAUGUCCUCUUGUAAGUGAUGAAGUGUUAAGUAAGGAAGAGUGGAAGGUUAAGAUACGGGAAUUUCUUUUCAAUACAUUAGAAGAAGAAAAAGCAAUGACAUCCUGUUUGAUUAUUUAUUCUUGCAACUACAGCAGAUCCAAAGUGACAGAAUGUGUGAACAUUCUCUGCAGAUACCUGGACAACCUGAUAGCAAAUCCCGAAGAACCAAAAUUUCACAAAAUUAGAUUGUCAAACCAGACUUUUAAGGAAAAGGUAGCACCUAUUUUAGGAGCUAUAGAAUUCUUACAUGCAGCUGGAUUUCGAGAACAAAAAUCAGAGCAUAAUGGAGUGGAGGAGGACUUCUUAGUUUGGAGCCCAGAUAAUAUAGAAAAUCUUGAAUAUUUACAGUUUCUGAGGGAAACGUUAAAAUCUGAAGAAAGGGUAGAAUUAGAACUUGACAGAAAUGUACAGGUCCUGUCGCCUGCUCAGGCUGCUAGGAGAGUGGAACUACCUCAAGAAUUUUACGCUUUAACGCCUGAGGAAUUAAAAAGAGAAAAACAACAAAGACAAGAAAACAUCGAGAAGCAAAUGCAGCUUCGUACCAAAGCUAUGCGAGAAAAGGAUGAGAUACGGGAAGUCAGGAAAUAUAAAUUCUGUUUGAUUAGGAUCCGGUUUCCAGAUGGGUUAUACUUACAGGGGACCUUCUCAGUGUACGAAAAGCUGUCGGAAAUAUACGACUUCGUUAACGAGAACAUCGAAAACGAAGGUCUCCCCUUCAUCCUAACCUCACCAACAGGUCACAAAUUCGAGGAAAACGAAAGAGAUGUUUCCCUGGCAGACCUGCGUCUGGUCCCAGCCACCAUUCUGACCUUCCAAUGGGACCCUGCUAUAGUCGAAGACAUCAAAGCAGCUACGGGAGGCAACGAAUCUUACCUGAAACCUGAAGUUAUGAUGUUGAUGCAGUCUUUGUGAGUUGUGUACUGGUCUAGUCAAGUGCCGAGAUGAGUUAUUUAUGGGCUUUUAUCUGUUUUAGCUGGGAAGUAUUCCAUAUUUUUGUACAAUUAAAUUGACAUAAGCUUUUACAAUGUUUUGUGAAACACACAGAUAUAACAUGCAAGCAUUAAACGUAUUGCAGCUCUAAUAAUUGUCAAAAGAUCUUUAUUUGUCAAUAUUAUCUUGUUAUAUAGGGUUUUCCAUUAAGGACUUGUCAACUUUCUUUUUAAAUAAAACGCAAACCAUUCGAGAUAUCUCGAAUUUUUUUUACUGGAUUGAAGUAUAAUCAAAACAUUUAUGUAUGGAAUUCGACCUCUUUCAUAUGUCCACCACGGGUACGUUCGCAAUUUUUUUAACCCAAUUUUCAACGACUCGGCCACUUUGUCAGAAAGAGCCGCUAUCUCUCGUUCAAUAUUGGCUGAGCUCUUCUAACGACGCCGGCUUGUUGGCAUAGACCAAUGAUUUAAUGUAGCCCCACAAAAAAAGUCUAGAGGUCUUAAAUCACACGAUCUAGGCGGCCAUUCGACAUGAUCUUUUCUCGUAUAACACGUUCACCGAAUUUUGACUUCAAUAUGUCGAUUGUUUCAUACGCUGUGUGGCAUCGUCUUGUUGAAACCACAUAUUAAUGUCUAGCCCAUCCAAUUGACCAAAAAAAUAAUGUUACAACAUGUCUUUAUAGCGAUCUUGUCUGUAACAUGAUGGUCAUCAACGAUAAAAAAAUGACACCAUCGGCAUGAAAACCACACCAUACAGGUAUUUUUUUGUGGAUGAAGCGGUGUUUCUUGAAGCACAUGAGGAUUAUCACCUGACCAAUAACGCAUUUUCUGUUUGUUGACGGAGCCGUUUAGCCAAAAAUGCGCCUCAUCACUGAAGAUGAUUUUCGUUGAAAUUAGUCAUUUUCUUGCAACAUUUCUAGACAACAAUUCGAGGACGUACGUAGCGAAUAUGUGGACUCAAAUUUUUUUACUAGACUAUGAAUUGCUUGUCGACUGGGACGAGAACUGCGACCAAAAAUUGGCGUUAACGCCCUUAAAGUUGCAGUCACCGACUCGGACUUUCGGUAGUUAAUUUUAAUUAUUUGUAAGCGUUGUUCGUUCGUGUAGUUCACCAUGAUGAAAAUGUUUUCUUUACAGAAUGUUUUGACAAUGACAGUUCAGUAAUAGAUUUAAAAGUGCGUUCAAAGCUGUCAAGUCCCUAUUGGAAAACCUGAUAGUAGAUAUUUUUAAACCAUUGAGUGGAGUCAAUCUACUUGACUCCACUUUUUUGCCGUACAUAACAUGAAAUAUUGUUUUCAUGCUAAAAACAGUAUGGAGCAGGUAUCAAACCAGCCGCAGGUUGAAUGAUCUCUGUUCGAACUCAAAAAAGUCAUCUGGAUACCUUACUCAAAUCACCAACUAGUGCAUUAUUUUUACUUCCCACGCCUGCUAGCGGGAAAGUAUUGUAAUCACGAAAAAGUCAGUAAAUGAGAUAUGUUUUUUGGAUUCUUAUACAACAUAAAACCAUUGGUCUGCCUGUCUAUCCAUCUGCUAAUCAUUGGCUUGGCUAUAACUUAGAAAGCACCACUUGGAUUUUGACGAGCCUUUCAUAGGUUUCAGAUAAACUUUUUAGGGGUUAAAAACUAGGGAGGUUAAGGAUUGUAGGAGGGUAGGACCCACUUUUUUGGCGUUAGUAUAUUUAUACGUUUCCAACCCAAGUAAUUCUAUGUACCUCUUAAGACAUAUUUCACAUCUCAUUGAUUUCCCUAUAAAUUUUGCCUUCAAACACAAUCAUUGAAAUUUUUAAAGGCUCAACAAGCCCUCUGCUUUUUGUUAAUUUUCAACCAAUCUUAUAAAAUAGUUCCGUUUAACAAUCAUGUUCUUUAGUCACCCCUUCCACCCUCAAAAACCUAUAUUUUACUCGUUUUUUCUUCUAACGUACUCGUAUUUCUCUUUUUUUUUUCGAAAGUCCAGGCAUGUUACUAGAAACCACUUCACAGAAUUAGAACAGUUCUGGGACAGUCGUCUGUAAAACCUAAGGCUUAUAUUAUUUUGUACACAUUACACUUUUUACAGGAAAAACUUGAGUAUUACGCCUGGUUGUGUCAGCACUGUAAAUAUUCUAUAUGAGUGUAUUGAUCGAUUCAGAAGUGCAGCUCUAGCCAUUAUGGCGGACACUACAAAGUUUGUGUUGUUUUUAUGCAUGUCUCCAUAAUUUACCAGAUCCACUACAGCAUCACUCUACACUUGCUAUAAAUUUUACUGUGCUGUGACUGCCUAAACACAAAUAACUAGGCUCCCAAACUUUUGCCACAAAUUGUGUGCUCCUUUUGAGAGAACUAUAUACUAAGUGAGAUAUAAACCUACAGGUCAGCCCAGUAAGUGGUUACCUACUUACCUGAGUCCAUUACAUGAAUUUAGGCUUAUGCCAGAUUUAGUGCAAAAUGGAAAAUUUCUAUACUAUAUAAUUAUUUAAGCUAUUGAAUUUAUAGAUGAUACAAAAUUAUUGCCGCCUAAAAUUAAAAGAUAGAUUUAUGACCAAAGGGGCAGCAUACAUUUUAACUAAUUUAUAAUUUAUCUACAGUUAUUUUUUGUAUAAUUCUAUAACCGUUAUAGCACGCAUUCAAG
Molecule: messenger RNA, 4667 nt
Organism: Acanthoscelides obtectus
Lineage: Eukaryota; Metazoa; Arthropoda; Insecta; Coleoptera; Chrysomelidae
Source: the annotation of a GenBank genome assembly